This is a messenger RNA of Lichtheimia ornata, 585 nucleotides long. RefSeq lists its product as uncharacterized. Gene Ontology annotation, biological process: rRNA processing; ribosomal small subunit biogenesis; translation. Gene Ontology annotation, molecular function: structural constituent of ribosome. Gene Ontology annotation, cellular component: 90S preribosome; cytosolic small ribosomal subunit; small-subunit processome. Bases 1 to 585 code for a protein of 194 amino acids. The record is from RefSeq and is a predicted model, not a curated record. The transcript has 4 exons. Lineage: Eukaryota; Fungi; Mucoromycota; Mucoromycetes; Mucorales; Lichtheimiaceae.
AUGGCUUCGCACAAGAUCACUAAGCUCGCUGGAGCUAAACCCACUGACGAAUUCGAGCUCAACGUUGCUCAAGCUCUUGUCGAUUUGGAGAACAAUGUCGCUGAUUUGAAGAAGGACUUGCGUCCUCUUUCUAUCACUGCUGCCAAGGAGGUUGAGAUUGGUGGUGGCAAGAAGGCUAUUGUCAUCUUCGUUCCUGUUCCUCAGCUCAAGGCUUUCCACAAGAUCCAACAAAGACUUACUCGUGAAUUGGAGAAGAAGUUCUCUGAUCGUCAUGUUGUCUUUGUUGGCCAGCGUCGCGUUCUUGCCAAGCCUAGCCGUCGCUCGAACCCCAAGCAACCUCGUCCCAGAUCUCGCACUUUGACCGCUGUCCAUGAUGCUAUCCUUGAGGAUCUUGCUUACCCCUCUGAGCUCGUUGGCAAGCGUACUCGUGUUGCUGUUGAUGGCUCCAAGACCAUCAAGGCUUUCCUUGAUCCCAAGGAUGCCACCUCUUUGGAGUACAAGCUCGAUACUUUCUCUGCCGUGUACAAGAAGCUCACUGGCAAGGCUGUUGUCUUCGAGUUCCCUACCAACGCCGAGCUCUUUUAA